GUUAUUCUUCUAAGACAUUAACCAACUUCCCGCUAGACAACUGGUACAGAUCAAAGCAGGAUGAAAUCACAGCAUUCAAGAACCAACUGAAUCUGUUGUGUUCAACCUUGAACACUGAUAGUACCAAUGACAUCAAAAAAGAAAAAGAUCUACCGGAAGAAGAAGAAAGUGCUCUCUGGCAGCUACGACCGCCUGCAAAUAGCUCAUUCGAUCCGAAACGCUGCUGCCUUGAAGGCACAAGGGUUGAUGUGCUGCGAACAGUCAAUGAGUGGACACGUUCGACAGAACAAUGUGGACAAAUUUACUGGAUUCACGGUGUUGCCGGAUGUGGGAAGACGUCAGUCGCAGCGUCUAUUUCAGCCGAGUUAGAUUCGCGCAAGGCUCUGUCUGGUUCAUUUUUCUGCAGCAGGGACAUUCCAGAGUGCAGGAGUUCAAUCAGAUUUGUUCACUCUCUCGUGUAUUUC
Molecule: messenger RNA, 464 nt
Organism: Fomitiporia mediterranea MF3/22
Lineage: Eukaryota; Fungi; Basidiomycota; Agaricomycetes; Hymenochaetales; Hymenochaetaceae
Exons: 3
Coding region: 127-369 (80 amino acids)
Source: RefSeq, a predicted model, not a curated record